Molecule: messenger RNA, 3213 nt
Organism: Falco peregrinus (peregrine falcon)
Lineage: Eukaryota; Metazoa; Chordata; Aves; Falconiformes; Falconidae
Gene: HSPA12B
Product: heat shock protein family A (Hsp70) member 12B
Exons: 13
Coding region: 352-2400 (682 amino acids)
Source: RefSeq, a predicted model, not a curated record
AUUCCCGGCUGUGCUGGCCCUGCCUCCUCCUCCUCCCGCUCCCACAUCUGCAGCUGGAAAUGCAAUUUGAGGCGCUGGCUGGGCUGGGCGCCGGCCGGGAGUGGGAGUGGGAGGAAGGCGCUGGGGGAAGCCAGAGGAAGCUGGAGAGCGGGGGGCUGCGUGGCAGGGCCAGCAGCACGGACAGGGGGGCGCAGAGCCACCGGGCAUCACCGGCAGCCACGGGCAGGAGGGCAUCGCCACAGCGGCAGGAGCCAGCGCCCCAGCUGGCACAGCUGGAGCCAGAAGGGGGUGGCUGGACCAAGGGGUCCCCAGCCUGUGCCGUCCCCCCCAAGCCGGGAAGGCGAGGCCACCAUGGCGAUGCUCCUGGAGCCCGGGAUGCAGAGUCUCCGGAUGGGUGCCAACAGUGAGCAGUGCCCUACGCCAUCCCCCCCCGGCUCCCCAGGGACACCUCAUGACAGCUGCAGCAUCGCCCCGCUGACACCCUCCCAGUCACCGAGGAGCGAGGCUCGCUCCCAGAAAACUGCUUCCUUCGCUGUGGUGGUGGCCAUUGACUUCGGCACCACAUCCAGUGGCUACGCCUUCAGCUUCUCCAGCGACCCCGAGGCCAUCCACAUGAUGAGGAAAUGGGAAGGAGGGGACCCCGGGGUGGCCAACCAGAAGACCCCCACCAGCCUCCUGCUGACACCGGAGGGCAUCUUCCACAGCUUUGGCUACACUGCCAGGGACUACUACCACGACCUGGACCCCGAGGAAGCCCGUGACUGGCUCUACUUUGAGAAGUUUAAGAUGAAGAUUCACAGCACCAGCGACCUCACCAUGAAAACCGAACUAGAAGCUGUCAAUGGGAAGAAGAUGCAAGCACUGGAGGUGUUUGCCCACGCGCUCCGCUUCUUCAAGCAGCACGCUGUGCAGGAGCUGAAGGACCAGUGUCCGUCCCUGCCCGAGAGAGAUGCCAUCCGCUGGGUGAUCACCGUGCCUGCCAUCUGGAAGCAGCCGGCCAAGCAGUUCAUGCGGGAGGCGGCCUACAAGGCUGGUUUGGUGUCCCCGGAGAACCCAGAGCAGCUGCUGAUUGCGCUGGAGCCCGAAGCCGCUUCCAUUUAUUGCAGGAAACUUCGCCUCCACCAGCUGAUCGACCUGAGCUGCAAGCCCCCGGCUAACGGGCUGGCGCCAGACCACUCCAUCGACUCCAGCUUUCGGCAGGCCCGAGAGCAGCUCCGGCGGUCCCGGCACAGCCGCACCUUCCUGGUGGAGUCGGGAGUGGGGGAGCUCUGGUCAGAAAUGCAGGCAGGUGACCGGUACAUCGUAGCGGACUGCGGUGGUGGCACGGUGGACCUCACCGUCCACCAGAUCGAGAAGCCGCAGGGAACACUGAAGGAGCUGUACAAAGCCUCAGGGGGUCCCUACGGGGCCGUGGGGGUGGACCUGGCCUUCGAGAAGCUGCUGUGCCACAUUUUUGGGGAGGAUUUCAUCGCCACCUUCAAGGCCAAGCGUCCCGCCGCCUGGGUGGACUUAACCAUCGCCUUUGAAGCCCGCAAGCGGGCGGCAGCCCCAUCCCGCGCCAGCCCCCUCAACAUCUCCCUGCCCUUCUCCUUCAUUGACUUCUACCGCAAGCACCGGGGCCAGAACGUGGAGACAGCUCUCAAGAAGAGCAAUGUCAACUUUGUGAAGUGGUCAUCCCAAGGGAUGCUGCGGAUGUCCUCAGAGGCCAUGAGCGAGCUCUUCCAGCCCACCAUCAACCAGAUCAUCAAACACAUUGAUGACCUCCUGAAGAAACCGGAGGUCCAAGGCAUCAAGUUCCUCUUCCUGGUGGGAGGCUUCGCGGAGUCGGCCAUGCUGCAGCACGCCAUCCAGGUGGCCUUCGGCCCUACCUGCCGCGUCAUCAUCCCCCAAGAUGUGGGGCUGACCAUCCUCAAAGGGGCCGUGCUCUUCGGCCUCGACCCCACCAUCGUCCGCGUCCGCCGCUCCCCCCUGACCUACGGCGUCGGGGUGCUCAACAAGUUUGUGGAGGGGAAGCACCCUCGGGAGAAGCUGUUGGUGAAGGAGGGCAAGAACUGGUGCACCGACAUCUUUGAGAAGUUCGUCUCUGUUGACCAGUCUGUGGCGCUGGGGGAAGUGGUCCAGCGCAGCUACUGCCCAGCCCGGCUGGGCCAGCGCAAAACCAUCAUCAACAUCUACUGCUGUGCCACCGAUGACGUGGUCUACAUCACCGACCCCGGUGUACGCAAAUGCGGCACAAUCAGCCUGGAGCUGGAGGCACUGGGUGAUGCUGGCAGCCUGGCCCACGGCCGCCGUGAAAUCCGUGCCAGCAUGCAAUUUGGGGACACGGAGAUCAAGGUCACUGCCAUGGACAUCCGCACCUCCAAGACGGUCCGAGCCACCAUUGAUUUCCUCUCCAACUGAGCCCCCUUGCCUCACCGCAGGGCAGUGCAGGGAGGGACGGGGACGCUGGGAGCCUGCCACCCGCCACGGCCCCCCAUCAGCACCCACACUGGGCUCCAGCCCCCCCAUGGCUGCACGGAGCCGGGCAGCAGGAACCACCAGCUCACAGCUCCAGCUGAGCAGCCAGCAGCCCCCCCUGCCCCCUUGCAGCCCCCCCUUCACACGGGACACCCAGGCAGUGCUGCCCCAGGCCUGCGCCUCCCAUGGAAAUGGAGGGGUCCCCCUGCCAGAAAGGGUGACUGCAGCCCCAGCACAGUCAAGCAAGGCAGGAGGUGCAGUGCCCAGCCAAGCCAGGGCUAGGGGGUCAGGCUGCCCCCCAAGCACGGUUCAGGGCCACCACCGCCCCCCGAUCCCCUGAGAAUACCCACGCACACACUUUCCAUAAUCCCACAUUUCUAUUUUUUAUAUAUAUAUGUUGCACGUCACCCUUGCAGCUGCCAUCCCACGAGCCGUAGAGCUUGACGUGGUCAGUGCAGCCCAGCGAGGGCUGGGACAGUGGCACAAGGGGGGGGAUGACUCACUCACCCCCUCCCAGCCCCCCCUUAACAGGGGCCAGGGCCAUUUGCAGCAUGAAGCACGAAGCCCCUCGCCCUUUUCAGGGCCACUGGGGGUUAUCCAUGCCCACCCGCUGCCGCGGGGAUGGGCUCAUGCAGCCCCUUGCAGUUCUGGGGUGUACAAACAAAUGUAUGUGACCACCUGCCCCCCAUGCCAGCCCUGGGGGUGUCCCCUGUCCUCCCACUCUCCUCUGCAGGUUUUAAUCUGGUUGCAGCCACC